Molecule: messenger RNA, 728 nt
Organism: Limulus polyphemus (Atlantic horseshoe crab)
Lineage: Eukaryota; Metazoa; Arthropoda; Merostomata; Xiphosura; Limulidae
Product: serine protease 42-like
Exons: 5
Coding region: 45-728 (227 amino acids)
Biological process (GO): proteolysis
Molecular function (GO): serine-type endopeptidase activity
Source: RefSeq, a predicted model, not a curated record
UCGUGCUGAUAGCAAUUAGGCGAUCUUCAUUACUCAAGUUGGUCAUGGUAUCGAUCAGACUGAAAGGGCAACAUUUCUGUGGAGGCACCAUCCUUGCUCAACGUUGGAUUUUGACUGCGGGCCACUGUGUUAACCGAUAUUCUGCUAACCAAUUUAUGGUUCGGGUUGGUGAACAUCAAUUGUCCAGAGUUGAAAAUCAUGCAACACAAGAUAUCCCUAUCAAACAAUACAUUAUUCAUCCAAACUAUUCCAUACCGAUACGACACUUUAAUGACAUUGCCUUAUUGGAGCUAGCGGAGGAUAUUGAGUUCAACGAUUAUGCCUGGUCUGCUUGCCUUCCAGAGGAUUCUGCGGGUUCUUACAAAGAUGAAGAAGCAACUGUAAUAGGCUGGGGCAUUUUGGAGAAGUCUGGUAGAAGACGUGGAGACAUACUUCAGAAAGCCAAAGUGCCAGUAAUAGACUACCUUCAGUGUCAGAGCUGGUACAGAAAGGCACAGAAAAUAGUAUUUUUUCAAAGAGGACAAAUGUGUGCCGGUUAUGAAUAUGGAGGAAAAGAUGCUUGUCUGGGAGAUUCUGGUGGCCCCCUGUUUAUGAAAGAAAAUAACAAGUUUAUCGUGAUCGGAGUGGUUUCAGCAGGAAUCGGCUGUGCUCGAGAGUUUCUUCCGGGUCUUUAUACGGAAGUUGCAAGUUACCGGUCAUGGAUUCUUCAGUACAUCAACAACAUUUAA